AUGUCGCCAGUCCAAGAUUAUGCUGGCAACAGCAGCAUCGAAAAUAGCCCUGAUCAGUACUACCGCAGCGCACGGAAAUCGCUGCGCCCACUUCCACAAGCUCCCAAUACCGCCGCCACACCCACACAGGGCAAGCGGAAGAGCUCAUACCACGAUCGAGCCAAGGCUAUCGACCGUGUUUCACAGAACUAUUCAGAUGAUCCUUUCGUCGAGCCUGCGCGGCAGCCCGUACAGCCCGUGUCAUCAUCACCAUAUACGCCACGACCGAAAGUACAAAAUGCCGCAUCAAGUCCUAUCCACACGACUUUCAAAGCUCCAGACUUCGAAGAGUUGCAGAAAUCUUCCACAAGCCAGUUGAGAGCACUCUCGAAGUUCACCCAUGACGCCGCACCCGAAGACUUCGGAAUCACCCAGGUCAACUCAUCAGUCGUAGGUCUGACGAAUCGACGACAACUGAAGCGCGUUGAUUCCGCGCCUGGCCAGAGGCAAAAGCCCCGAGGCUAUGGCUUUGAGCGCAAUUGGAUGGACAAACAACGACAGUUCCUGGCAGCCUAUGAGUAUCUCUGCCAUAUUGGCGAAGCAAAAGAAUGGAUCGAAGACAUCAUCGGGAAGCCGAUCCCUCCUAUCGUCGAGCUGGAAGAAGCCCUUCGCAACGGCGUCACUCUUGCCGAGAUAGUGCAAAUCUUUUAUCCCGACCAGCAGCUCAAGAUUGUCAGAGAUCCUAAGCUCAAGUUUAAGCUCACUGACAAUAUCGUCCUGUUCUUUCGCUUUUGCGAGGAGAUCGGCCUGCCAGACCUCUUUCGAUUCGAGCUUAUCGAUCUUUACGAAAAGAAGAACAUACCCAAGGUCAUCUACUGCAUACAUGCACUGUCAUGGCUAUUGUUCAGGAAGGGUAUGGUCGACUUCAGAAUAGGCAACCUGGUUGGCCAACUCGAAUUCGACCACCAUGAGUUGGAGCAGACUCAGCGCGGACUCGACAAAGCUGGUGUCAGCAUGCCCAGCUUCGCCGGUAUGGGAGCCAGCUUCGGAGCAGAGCCAGAGCCAGAACCAGUAGAAUCCGAAGAAGACCGCAUCGCAAGAGAGCUUCACGAGCAGGAAGGCACGAUAGCGGAUAUUCAGAGCCAGAUUCGUGGGGCACUGGUCAGGCUGAGGUUAGGAGAUACCAUGCAGAACCUCUGGGACGACGAGCAGCUCCUGAUCGAUCUUCAAUCUCGCAUUCGUGGUGGUUGGGCUCGCCAGGUGAUUGACUACAGGCUGCAGAUGCAGCGCUUCGCCACGAAUCUGCAGGCCAGCACACGCGGCUUCCUCGCCAGAUCGAAUCAAGAGCGCAAGGAGAGGAUGUGGAAAGCUCGUGAGAAGGACAUUGUCAAGCUGCAGAAUUUGAUCCGUGGUCGAAAAGCUCGCGUCGAGACCAAGCAGAUCAAAACUCUUGCCCGCAAAGAAGUUGAGGGCAUCAAGGCCUUUCAAGCGGCUGUUCGUGGCGCACUAGCCCGGAAAGACGCUUGCGAUCAAUACGACGCAGUUCGAGAAUCUGGUGCCAAAGUCCUCAAACUCCAGGCGGCCAUGCGAGGCAUGAUUCUCCGUCAGCAGCUGAAUGACGACCAGGAAAGACUUCAGUCCCACGAAGCUCGGAUCUGUCGGCUUCAAGCCAUCAUGCGUGCACAGGUCUCGCGUGAUACUUUGGCUUUGCAACAGCAGUCUCUCGAGCGAUUUACUCGCCAAUGGACAACCCUACAAUCAGUCAUUCGAGCGAGGAACGUUCGCCAGGAUAUCAAAUCGCUCAAGAAAGAUCUCUCAGCUCACAAAGAAACGAUCACGACUAUCCAAGCUGGAAUCCGAGGUGCAAAUGCCCGCGAAGAUCACAACCUGCUACGGCUGUCUCUGCUUCGACAGUCUGCAUCUACAGCGCCACUGCAAUCGAAGCUGCGAGGAUUCAUGCUCAGGCAUCGUAUACAACGUCAGCGACAAGCUCUCGAACGGCACACAGCGUCAAUAAGCAAACUACAAGCAGCGUCUAGAGCUUCCAUUCUUCGAGAGAGAGUCGCUUUUCAAUUAGCAGAGCUCGAGUCACAUACCGAAGAGGUUGUCGCGCUGCAGUCUCUUUCGAGGGGCUUGCUGGAACGAUCGCGUGUUGGCGCACUGCUAUCCGAGCUUGAUGAGCACGAUGAUGCAGUGACAGAUCUGCAGGCACUGAUACUCGGAGGUCUGGUACGCAAAAGAUUCGCAGAAAAGAAGAAGUAUUUCAAGGAGAACAUGGAGAAAGUCGUCAAAAUCCAAAGCGUAAUGCGGGCCAAGAUUCAGGGUCAGGCUUAUAAGAGCUUGACAUCUGGCAAGAAUCCUCCAGUCAACACGCUGAAAGGCUUCGUUCAUUUGCUCAAUGACAGCGACUUCGACUUCGAGGAAGAGAUUGAGUUCGAGAGAUUGAGGAAGCUGGUCGUUCAGCAUGUCCGUCAGAAUGAGCAUGCGGACCAGUACAUUCAACAGCUCGACAUCAAGAUUGCUCUUCUGGUGAAGAACAAAAUUACCUUGGAUGAAGUUGUCAAGCACCAGCGACAUUUUGGAGGCCAUGUUGGCUCACUGCUGCCAAACUCCGACAUAUCAUCGAAGGAUCCUUCCGACCUCAAAGCUCUCAACAAGACAUCAAGGCGGAAGCUGGAGCAUUACCAAGAUUUGUUCUUCCUGCUCCAGACACAGCCACAGUAUCUGGCAAGGCUUUUCCGCCGAGUCCGUGAACAGAACAUUGCGGAGAAGGAAAGCGAGAAAAUCAAGCAUGUCGUUAUGGGAUUAUUUGGAUAUGCUCAGAAACGACGAGAAGAGUACUAUCUGACGAAGCUCAUUUCGCGAUCAGUCAAAGAAGAGGUCGAUUCGGCGAUGUCGUUGCAGGACUACAUUCGGUUGCAUGCUUUUGGUACCAAGCUUUUCGCUGCAUAUGUCAAGUCACCUCGAGAUCGGAAAUUCCUACGAGAUAUCAUGGGCGGCCUUGUGAAGGAGAACUUCUUGGACAAUCCUCACUUGGAUCUCGAAAGCGACCCUCUUCAGAUCUACCGUUCCGCCAUUAACAAUGAGGAACUACGUACGGGCCGACGAAGCUCAAGAAACCCCAACGUCCCACGCGAAGAGGCCAUCCGAGAUCGUGAGACCAGAGAGACCUUUAUCCAGCAUAUGCAAGUACUGCGAGACAUAACUGACCAGUUCCUGCUGUGCCUGGAGGAGUCGAUUCACCGAAUGCCGUUCGGCGUGCGGUAUGUCGCCCAACAGAUGCAAUCUCAUCUUACUACGCGCUUUCCAGGGGAAGAUGCCGGCUUCGUCCUUCAGUUGGUCGGGCAGUGGCUAUGGAAGAACUACCUGCAGCCUGCUCUUCUCGAGCCGGAGAAGUUCGGUGUUGCUGAUCGUGCGGUCACGCAAGAACAGAAGAGGAAUUUGGGCGAGGUGUGCAAAGUUCUGAGCCAAGCUGUUGCUGGUCGGGAGUUUGGAGGCGAGAAUGUCUAUCUCCAGCCGCUGAACAACUACGUCGGCGAGGCUAUUCAGCGGUUUGGAGACAUUUGGAACCAUGUAACAUCGAUACCGCCGGCGGAAGAACAUUACGACAUCGACGAAUUCAACGAUCUGUACGCCAAAACAAAACCAACACUGUACAUCAAAAUGUCCGACAUCUUUUCGAUACAUCAACUCCUUACUUCCGAGAUCAGCGCUGUCAGCCCGAAUCAGGACGACAUUCUGCGCGACAUCCUUCGCGAGCUGGGUAGUGUCCAGAGCGCCGAAAAUGAGCUUGGCAGAAGUGUCAGCUCGGGAGAGAUCAGCCUGACAUUGACCCCGAAGAUGCAUAAUGCAGAAGAUCCUGACGCGGAGAUCAAAGCUCUGUGGACGGAGACCAAACGCUGUGUUCUUCACAUCAUUCGGAUCCAGUCUGGACCUAGCCUUCUUGAGAUCCUGGUCAAGCCAAUAACGCCCGAGGACGAGGAGAAGUGGGAGACUCUUGUCAACGAGGAGCUUCUCUCUAAUGGCCGUCGUGGCGCCUAUGCCGAUGCGAACAACAUCCUCGACAUCAGCGCCCUCUCGUACCCUGACCUCAAACAAAUCGCUCUUGAGAAUGUCCUCCAGCUUCAACGCAUCGGUCGUCUCUCACAGUACAACAACUACCAAGACCUCCUAAACGACAUCGCCGUGGACAUCCGCACCAAGCAUCGUCGCCGCCUGCAACGUCAACGCGAGCUCGAGAACGUCAAGACCACACUAGCACGCCUGAACGAACAAGCCGUCUACCUCGAGCAGCAACUGAAGACAUACAAUGACUACAUCGAGCAAGCCAUGGUCACCCUCCAAAAAGACAAGCGAGGCCGCAAGCGUUUCGUGCUUCCCUUUACGAAACAAUGGGACCACGAGCGCGAACUCCAACGCUCUGGCCGAUCGUUCAAGUUCGGGUCAUACAAGUACUCGGCCCGCAAUCUUGCUGAUAAAGGCGUCUUGGUGCAUUGGAAAGGGUAUCAAGAGCGGCAGUGGGAUCGUGUGGACUUGACCUUUUCCUCGAAUGCGGUCGGUGUCUUCACGAUCGACGGCAGCAGUGGCAAUAUGAUGAUCCCUGGUGCCAACGCGCAGGUGACUUUGGAUGAGCUGCUACAGGCGCAGUUCAACAACACGCAGUUCUUGGAGUUCUUUGAGGGUGGUGGGUUGAGGGUCAAUGUUAACUUAUUCUUGCAUUUGAUUAUGCGGAAGUUCUAUAAUGAGUGA
Messenger RNA from Cyphellophora attinorum, 4728 nucleotides. Its product is annotated as Ras GTPase-activating-like protein rng2. The coding region runs from base 1 to 4728 and encodes 1575 amino acids. NCBI's taxonomy places the organism in Eukaryota, Fungi, Ascomycota, Eurotiomycetes, Chaetothyriales, Cyphellophoraceae. Gene Ontology annotation, molecular function: GTPase activator activity; protein binding. The record is from RefSeq and is a predicted model, not a curated record. Gene Ontology annotation, biological process: regulation of GTPase activity; regulation of actin cytoskeleton organization. The transcript has 2 exons. Gene Ontology annotation, cellular component: cytoplasm.